This is a messenger RNA of Ahaetulla prasina, 3255 nucleotides long. RefSeq names its product cartilage acidic protein 1 (gene CRTAC1). Bases 157 to 2001 code for a protein of 614 amino acids. The record is from RefSeq and is a predicted model, not a curated record. The transcript has 15 exons. Lineage: Eukaryota; Metazoa; Chordata; Lepidosauria; Squamata; Colubridae. Gene Ontology annotation, biological process: axonal fasciculation. Gene Ontology annotation, molecular function: calcium ion binding.
GCUGACUUGAUAGAGCCGGAGAGAUACACAUUCACGCACGCCGAGACCAAAAGAGCGGUGGCCGGAGAUCUGACACUAAAACGACAAGGAUCCGCACGUGAACAGGGCAGUCCGCCCGCCUGCCCGCUCCGGGUGCUUCGCGGCCAGCUGGUAGGCAUGGAGCUGCCCCGGCAAUCCACUUGCCCGGUGCCAAGGUUGCUGCUGCUGCUGCUGUUGUGGAGCCUGGUUCUGCCUUGGCCUGGUGAAGGAUCCCAGCGUAGUAAACCCAUGUUCACAGCAAUCACAGAUCAAAUCCUUCCCCCUGACUAUGAGAGCAACCCGACUCAGCUCAACUAUGGUGUGGCUGUGACUGAUGUAGACCAGGAUGGAGACUUUGAGAUUGUCGUGGCUGGGUACAAUGGACCCAACCUGGUGCUGAAGUACGACAAGGCACGGGGCCGGCUGUUAAAUCUUGCAGUGGAUGAACACAGCUCCCCCUACUAUGCACUGAGGGAUCGCCAGGGCAAUGCAAUUGGUGUGACAGCCUGUGACAUUGAUGGAGAUGGAUGGGAAGAAAUUUACUUCCUAAACACCAAUAAUGCCUUUUCUGGUGUAGCCACCUAUACAGAUAAACUAUUCAAGUUCCGCAAUGGACGCUGGGAGGACAUCUUGAGCGAUGAGGUGAACCGGGGUGUGGCAAGCCGGUUUGCUGGGCGUUCCGUGGCAUGCGUAGACAGGCUGGGGUCUGGCCGCUAUUCCAUUUACAUAGCUAACUAUGCCAAUGGAAGAGUUGGUCCUCAUGCCCUCAUUGAGAUGGACACAGCUGCCAGUGACCUAGAGCAUGGUAUUGUGGCACUGAAUGAUGUGGCUGCAGAAGCUGGAGUCAAUAAAUUCACAGGGGGUCGGGGCAUAGCGGUGGGUCCCAUUCUCAGUGAAGCUGCCUCUGACAUAUUUUGUGAUAAUGAGAACGGAGCCAACUUCCUCUUUCAGAACCAGGGCGACGGUACCUUCAUAGAUGUAGCACCCAGCACUGGGUUGGAUGAUCCCUACCAACAUGGUCGUGGAGUGGCCCUAGCUGACUUCAAUCGUGAUGGCAAAGUUGACGUAAUCUAUGGUAACUGGAAUGGACCACACCGGCUCUAUCUGCAGGUUAAUGCAGGUGGGCGUAUCCGCUUCCGAGACAUUGCCACGCCCAAACUGUCCAUGCCAUCACCUGUCCGCACCGUCAUCGCUGCAGAUUUUGACAAUGACCAGGAAUUGGAAGUCUUCUUCAACAACAUCGCGUAUCGUGGCUCGUCUGCCAACCGCCUCUUCCGGGUUAUCCGCCGAGAACAUGCCGACCCAGCUAUUGAAGAACUAAACCCUGGCGAUGCUGUGGAACCAGAGGGGCGUGGCACAGGAGGAGUGGUGGUAGAUUUUGAUGGUGACGGGAAGCUGGAUUUAAUUCUUUCACAUGGUGAAUCCAUGGCACAGCCACUCUCAGUCUUCAAAGUCAAUGAGGGUGCUGGCAACAACUGGCUGCGGGUGAUUCCACGUACACGCUUUGGGGCAUUUGCUCGUGGUGCUAAAGUGGUGCUGUUCACACGGCACAGUGGUGCCCAUCUGCGCAUCAUUGAUGGAGGGUCUGGGUACUUGUGUGAGAUGGAGCCUGUUGCCCAUUUCGGCUUGGGACAGGAUGAACCUAGCAGCCUGGAAGUGACUUGGCCAGAUGGCAAGUUUAUCAGCAGAGCUGUAGUGAGCACUGAGAUCAAUUCUGUUCUGGAGAUUCUCUAUCCCAAAGACACACCAGGGUCACCCACCAUUUUAGUUCCUCUUGAGUGUGGCCAAGGAUUCUCUCAGCACAAGAAUGGCCGUUGUGUUGACAUGGAUGAGUGUGCAGAAUUUCCUUUUGUGUGUCCAAGAGGCAGACCCAUCUGCAUCAACACAUAUGGUGGGUACCGUUGCCGCAGCAACAAGCGCUGUAACAGGGGCUUUGAACCCAAUGAGGACGGCACUGCUUGUGUUGAUCCACUGAAACCAUGACUGCUAUAUAAAUGGUGAGGUGGAGAAAGGCCAGAAGGCACACCAGGCGGGCCAGAAGAAAAAGAGCAGAGUGGUAAUCAUUCUACAGGUGUCAACCAAUGUGAACAGAUGCCUGGGAAUUCCUACCCAAAUUCUGAAAUGAAUCAGUUAGUUCCUACUGAAAGAAAAGACUGUCAUUUAUUUUUAUAUGGUAAAAUUAUUAUUAUUUAAUUAGUAAAAUCAAUAGUGGUCUAGAUAUUAUAUAACUUCAAACUGAAACACAAAUCCAGAUGGACUCUUGUAUCUCAUAUGUUAAUGAAAUGCAAAUAUCAUAUUUUGCCAGUUUUUCCUCUGGCUUAGAAUAAAUAAGAAGCCAGAGAGAAUAUGAAUUCUCUCUCCUCUCCCCACCACAUCUCUUUUACAAGCCUCUAUAUGGGUGUUUCUCAACCUUAGAAACUUUAAGCCAGAAAAGAAUUCUAGGUCCAGACAUCUCAAAGCUGAGAAACACUGAUCCAUAUCCUACAACCUCCCAUCUGACAUGCAGCCACAACAGCAGGGUAGGCAGUGGAAAGAGGCUUGUGAAAGAGAUGUUUCUUUUCUACCUGCUAUGGAUAAAGGACUGGUGAUGGGUUCAGAGCAGUGGUGAAAUCCAAUUUUUUUUACUACCGGUUCUGUGGGUGUGGCUUGGUGGGCAUGGAGUGGGGUGGCUUGGUGGGCAUGGCAGGGGAAGGAUACGGCAAAAUCCCCAUUCCCACCCCACUCUGGGACCAGGCAGAGGUGGUAUUUACCGGUUCUCCGAACUGCUCAAAAUUUCCACUACCGGUUCUCCAGAACCUGUCAGAAGCUGCUGGAUUUCACCCCUGCUUCAGAGCUUGUUACUAUUCCAAGUCUCAGUUGCUACUGGGAGAAAGUUUUAAUAGUGGAUUAGGAAUAUUUGAGGGGGGGGGUUGCUUCUGAAUCUAACAAGAACAAGUUCAUCUAUCCUUAAAUAAAAGGAUAUGUAAAAAGAGGAAGAGCUCAAAACUUCAGAGAAGAUGCCAUUCUUUUCUGAACAUUCUGGAAAAACAAAACCCAUUAUUUAAAUUUUAUAUACAUGUAUUCAGUGUUCUCUUUUUACCAGCUUUCAAUACAUCUGGAAAGAGUCAUUUUGACAAAUGUUACUGUUAAGUCACUUACCUAUAGUGGGGGGUUUUCAUUUAUAUUUUCAUGUCUUGAAUUCAUAUAAAUCUUCAUUUUUCCUGUACACUAAAUAGGCUAGUGGGCAGUACAGAUUAA